Molecule: messenger RNA, 4569 nt
Organism: Nelumbo nucifera (sacred lotus)
Lineage: Eukaryota; Viridiplantae; Streptophyta; Magnoliopsida; Proteales; Nelumbonaceae
Source: RefSeq, a predicted model, not a curated record
AGACAUGGGGCCCACACCAUUAGAGGCAUUGUCUUCCAACCUUGGUGCUUAUUCAAAAUCAAAUUCUUCUCUGUAAAACAUCUUUGGACUCUGCUUAUCUUCGAAACAAAACCCUUCAAUGGAAGAAAAUACAGAAGACAGCGGAGGUUUCAGCGCCAUGAACGACGAAACCCUAAGUGAAGUCUUCUCUCAUCUCAAACCUUACUGCCUAGAGCUUCUCGAGCUUCUCCAAAACCCUAAAAAGAAUGUUAAAGCGGUUUCUGAACUGGCGGAAUUUCUUCGCCGAGCUCCACCUGAUGCUUUACAGCCAUUUCUUCACUAUAUAUUGUUCCCUUUGCUGCUUCUACUGGAUGCAGCAGUCAGUUGCAGAUCUGCACAAAAGGCUGAUUCUGAUACGAAAUCACCCAAUAUCCCCAAAAUGAUGAAUACUGUUAGUGAUAGUGUGGCAGAGGGUGUGCUUUUGUGUCUUGAGGAGCUUCUGAAAAAAUGUCAUUUAGGAUCAGUGAAUCAGAUGGUUGUUGUGCUGAAGAAAUUAACAUAUGGAGCUAUGCUUUCGCCAUCUGCGGCAGCAGAAGAAUUUCGAGAAGGAAUAGUUAGGUCACUCAGGGCAAUGCUUUUGAGACUACCACCAUGCUCCAUUGAGUCUUGCAUCUGUAAAAGGAUUCCUGGCUUGCCUGCUUCUAUAGAGAGCAGUGGUUUGCAAUUUCCACCUUUUAUUCCUUCCAAAUAUCACUCAGAACCAGAAGAGUGUUUACUUGCAUUUCUACAGUCUCAAAAUGCCUCUUCUGCUGUUGGACACUGGCUAUCACUUCUUCUCACGAUUGCAGAGAAUGAGGCUGUGCGAGGACAUCGUGGAAGUGCAAAGCUGCGUAUAGAAGCCUUUUUAACACUCCGUGUCCUUGUUUGCAAGGUUGGUACUGCAGAUGCACUAGCUUUCUUUUUACCUGGUGUUGUUAGUAAAUUUGCCAAGGUUUUACAUGUCUCAAGGAUAAUGAUAAGUGGUGCUGCUGGAAGUGUGGAAGCUGUUGAACAAGCACUAAGAGGUUUGGCUGAGUUCCUUAUGAUAGUUUUGGAGGAUGAGGCAAAUCUUUCUCGCUUUAAUAUGUCCAUCAAUGAUAUUAACGGAUUCUGCGAAGACAAAGAUAACUCUUCCCAGUCGCUUCUGGAGGCUCUUCGUCAUUUGUGUUCUAGUGCUGAACGUCAGACGGAGACAUUGACAGGAGCUUCAAUUGGUCAGACAGUUGCUACUGUUAGUACCAAAUUUGAUUUGAAAGAGAACAGAUCCCCUGAUUCUUCCAAUAUUACGGAAUCGUUUUAUGUGAAUCGUGUGGAAGGUUGGAUCGAAGAAACUUCUGUACAUGUGGAUAAAUUGUUAUCUGCAACAUUUCCUCAUCUUGUUAUUCAUCCUUCAAAGAAGGUCAGGCGAGCUCUAAUUGGUGCUAUUCAAGGACUGUUGUCAAAAUGCCAUAACACACUUAGGAAGAGCAGGUUGAUGCUUUUGGAAUGUUUAUGUGCCUUAGUUUGUGAUGAUUCAGAGGAGGUGUCUUUAGCUGCACAGGAAUUCCUUGAAUCUUUCUUCAUCUUGGAUGAGAGACAUCAUAUGGAAGGGGAGGUUGCUGCACUUCUUAGUAGGCUUCUUGAUAAACUUCCGAAAGUUGUUCUUGGAAGUGAUGAAACAAUUGCAGUGUCACACGCUCAGCGAUUGCUUGCUUUAAUCUAUUAUGCUGGUCCUCAGAUAGUCAUGGAUCAUUUUCUUUGUUCUCCAGUUGCAGCAGCUAGAUUACUGGAUGUUUUAGCACUCUGUCUAAGUCAAAAUUCAGUAUUUGCUGGCUCUCUUGGGAACCUUAUUUCAGCAAAGACAUCUUCAAUUGGGUAUUUGCACUCUGUUGCUGAGUUAAAACCUAGCAGGCUCCUCUGCAGUGCUGAUCAGGCUAUGAUAAUUGCUUCUCCAUCUGACAUUGCUCAGACCACAGGAUUUCAGGGUAAAGAUUUACAAAGUUCACAAGAAAUUGUAUGUAAAUAUUAUGUCCUUCCACGUAUGCCUCCUUGGUUCACCUGCAUCGGUAGUCAGAAAUUAUACAUGUUCCUUGCUGGAAUUGUAAGACUUACUGGUUUAUCUUUAAUAGCAGAUUCCAGACAUGAAGUGUCAUUAUCUAUUAUAACUGAUAUUCCAUUGCAUCAUUUGCGUAAGUUGAUAGCCGAGGUCAGAAUGAAGCAAUACUGUAAGGAAAGCUGGCACUCUUGGUAUGCCAGGACUGGUUCAGGACAGCUACUCCGUGAAGCAAGUACUGCAGUAUGCAUUCUCAACGAGAUGAUCUAUGGUAUGUCAGAACAAUCAAUUAAUACUUAUACAAGACUGUUUCAAAAGUCCAGAAUGAAAAGUGAAAAUACAAGAGGAUAUGUUGAUGUAAGAUAUGCUGAUAGUCAUCCUAACCAACAUGAAUGUGCUGCUUCUGAUAAAUCUGUUUGGAAGGUCUGUCAGGGGGAGGAUACAAGGAAUCAGUUGAUUGAUUGCAUUGGUCGCAUACUUAAUGAAUAUUUUUCUCCUGAAGUGUGGGAUCUUCCAAUAGAUCAGGAACAUUCUCUUCUAGAAACUGCGUGUGAAGCAGAAAAUAUUAAUCUGCAUCUUUUCCGUGAUACUGCAAUGCUACACCAGGUUAUUAUUGAUGGAAUAGGCAUUUUCAAUCUGUGUCUUGGAAAAGAUUUUGCUUCUAGUGGAUUUCUUCAUUCUUCUCUAUAUAUGUUACUUGAAAAUCUUAUCUGUUCAUGCUCUCAAAUAAGAAAUGCAUCUGAUGAUGUCUUACGUGUUCUUUCUGCUUCUUCUGGUUAUCCUACUGUAGGAUGUUUAGUUGUGGCUAAUGCAGACUACAUAAUUGAUUCGUUAUGUCGGCAACUUCGUCAUUUGGAUAUCAAUCCUCAUGUACCAAAUGUCCUUGCUACUAUGCUUUCUUAUAUAGGAGUAGCACAUGAAAUAUUGCCAUUACUGGAGGAGCCAAUGAGGUCUGUUUCCCUGGAGCUUGAAGUUCUUGGUAGGCAUCAGCACCCAGAUUUAACCAUGCCAUUUUUGAAGGCUGUGGCUGAAAUUGCAAAAGCAACAAAGCAUGAAGCUUGUCUGAUGCCAACUCAAGCAAAGUCCCUUUUUACUGAUGUCAAAUCUAAAGUGUCUCGUUUGGAGAAGACAAGAAAGGAUCACAAAAAUUUCAUUUCACAUGAUAAUGGUGAUACUGAAUUAUAUUCAAGAGAAUUAGAUACAGAUGCCUUGUCCAAUGAACUUGAUUUAAAUCUGGAGAAGUGGGAGAAAAUGUUGUUCCAGCUGAAUGAAUCCUGCAAUUAUAGACGGACAAUAGGAUCUCUUGCAAGCUCAUGCUUAGCUGCUGCCACCCCUUUACUUGCUUCAGUAAAGGACAAAGAAUGCCUGGUGACCCUGGACAUAGUCGAGGAUGGAAUUGUCACUCUAUCAAAAGUUGAAGAAGCCUACAAACAUGAGAGAGAAACAAAAGUAGCAAUUGAAAGAGCAAUUGAGCUUUGUUCCUUUCAUGAUUUUCAAGAUACUCUUGAUGCCUCCAAUGAAGGAACUGAUGAGAAUAGAUUGCUUCCAGCAAUGAAUAGAAUUUGGCCUUAUUUGGUUGCUUGUAUUAAAAAUACACAGCCAGUGGCUGUACGGAGAUGCUUGGCUGUGGUAAGCAAUGCAGUGCAAAUAUGUGGAGGGGAUUUCUUUUGCCGCCGGUUUCAAAAUGAUGGACGCCACUUCUGGAAAUUGCUAAUGACAUCUCCAUUUCAAGGGAAACUCAAAUUAAGAGAAGCUAUGCCAUUGCAACUUCCAUACAGAACUACAUCGUCAGAGGACCCAAUUGCUGAGGUUUCCAGUUUGAAGGUCCAAACAUCUGCUCUGCACAUGAUUGCUGAUCUAUCGAGGAACAAGAGAAGUGCUUCUGCUUUGGAAGUCGUCCUCAAGAAGGUUAGUGGCCUAGUUGUGGGGAUAGCUUGCAGCGGAGUUAUUGGCCUUCGUGACGCUUCCAUUAAUGCUUUGUUGGGGUUGGCAUGUAUUGACCCUGAUCUUAUUUGGCUUCUGUUGGCUGAUCUUUACUAUUCUUUGAAGAAGAAAGAAUUACCUUCACCACCCACAUCUGAUUUUCCGGAGAUCUUCCAUCUCUUACCACCUCCAUUGUCUUCCAAGGAUUUUCUUUAUGUGCAGUAUGGGGGAGAAAGUUUUGGUUUUGAUGUCAGCUUUUCUUCUGUGGAAAUCGUGUUCCAGAAGUUGCAUCAGGAGGUGUUUAAUUUGCAAAAUAUGCAGGCACUUCAAAUCCCAAAUCAAGGUGGAUCUAGGGGUACCUAAGCAGGUUAGUGACCAACAAUCUUCUGUAGUGUUUUUUUUUUUGUUGGAUCAGUAACAAUCAAAUUUUUAUUGAUAUGUAAACAGAGUGUACAGAUUUACAGGAUAAAGAAUGUAGACCAGCCCAACUGUCUACCCCCAAAUGUCUCACAUCAUGUUCCAGUAGGCACUGAAGUAUACAAAGAGGAAAUGUCCAAGAUGUUUCUCUUAUUUUUAUCCAUAAACUUGAAGCUCAA